Messenger RNA from Trichoplax adhaerens, 611 nucleotides. RefSeq lists its product as hypothetical. The transcript has 6 exons. The record is from RefSeq and is a predicted model, not a curated record. Gene Ontology annotation, molecular function: RNA binding; structural constituent of ribosome. The coding region runs from base 39 to 524 and encodes 161 amino acids. Gene Ontology annotation, cellular component: cytosolic small ribosomal subunit. Lineage: Eukaryota; Metazoa; Placozoa; Uniplacotomia; Trichoplacea; Trichoplacidae.
CUUUUUACUCGUGGUGGAGAAGAAGACGACGGUCUACCAUGUUGAUCCCUAAGAAGAAUUUGAUCUUAGUUUACGAACGUUUGUUCAAUGAUGGCGUCAUGGUCGCUAAAAAGGAGUUUAAUGCCCCUAAACAUCCUGAACUUGAAACUGUUCCUAACUUGCAAGUCAUCAAAGCUUGUCAGUCAUUAAAAUCACGCGGCUAUGUAAAAGAACAAUUCGCUUGGAGACACUACUACUGGUCUUUAACCAACGAAGGGAUUGACUUUUUGCGCAAUUACUUGCAUUUGCCAGCUGAAAUUGUACCUACUACAUUGAAACGCCAGGCUAAACCUGAGCCACCUCGUCCUUCCAAAGGAUUCUAUAGAGGUGACGAUCGUCCUCGCCGUGAUGACAGAGAUAGAUCAGAUAGAGAAGGUUAUAGAAGAGAUGGCGGUAAAAGAGUUGGAGCUGGUAGUAACUUUGAACCUCAAUUCCGCGGUGGUGCUGGCUUUGGUCGCGGUCGUGGAUUCGGUUCUUCCAGUUAGAAAGAAUUAAACAAUGACUAACCGUAACUGUAUUUCUACUAAGAUCGGUUGUGUAUAAUACGCUGUUAAUAAAAGGAACUUGAAAUC